Saprolegnia parasitica CBS 223.65 is the source of this 1113-nucleotide messenger RNA. RefSeq names its product STE/STE11 protein kinase. Gene Ontology annotation, biological process: protein phosphorylation. The transcript is spliced from 9 exons. Bases 1 to 1113 code for a protein of 370 amino acids. The record is from RefSeq and is a predicted model, not a curated record. Gene Ontology annotation, molecular function: protein kinase activity; ATP binding. NCBI's taxonomy places the organism in Eukaryota, Oomycota, Saprolegniomycetes, Saprolegniales, Saprolegniaceae.
AUGACCGAGACUGCGGCGAAGAAGAAGAAGUGGCUCCAGAAGGAAAAAAUCGGCCAAGGCGCGCAUGGCAUCGUGUACAAGUGCACGGAGAUGCCACCGUCCACGCGCGUCGUGGCGCUCAAAGAGCUGAGCACGAAGGAUCUCUCGGCCGAUGAAAUCGAUGCACUCAUGCGCGAAGCCACCAUCAUGCACGGGCUCACACACAAGCACAUUGUGCACUACGACGGGGUCAAGCAGAAGAAGCGCCGCCACACGUUGGAGAUCUCGAUGGAGUACAUGCCGGGCGGCUCGCUUAGCGCGUACAUCCGCGCGGUUGGCGGUGCUCUCACGCUCGAGCGAACGCAGCGCUAUACGUGGCAGCUCCUGCGCGCACUGCAGUUUCUUCACGACCACCGCAUUGCGCACCGGGACAUCAAGAGCGCCAAUGUGCUAUUGAAUUUGGACCAAUCGCAGCUCAAGUUGGCCGACUUUGGCGCGCUCAAGGAAAUUGGAAGCGUCUCGGUCGUCGGGGGGCUCAAGGGAACGCCCCACUGGAUGGCGCCAGAAGUCAUCAAGGAGCAACAAACGAGCGAAGGUUGGAUCAAGGCCGAUAUUUGGAGCCUUGGCUGCACCGUGCUCGAGAUGCUCACGGGCCAGACGCCGUGGCACGAGUUCAGCAACCCACUCACUGCCAUGUACAAGAUCGUCUCGAGUGACUCGAUUCCAAAGGUCCCCAACGACUUGCCGGCCGAGGCAAUUGCCUUCCUUCACGCGUGCUUCCAGCGUGACCCCAGUAAGCGGCCAGACGCCAAACAGUUGCUGCUGUCGCCUUUCUUGAAGAGUGUGCGACGGGAGCGCAAGAAGAUCAGAGCGGAUGCCACGUCACGCCCCCUCAGUAACUCCCCGCUCAAGACGGUGUCCACCACGAAAUCCAAGCCCAAAUUGGCCGUCUCCGACAAGCCGGCAACACCGGCACUCAAGCUCUCCACGCCCGAAGAAGACGACGUUCCGAUGCCCAAAUUCAAAGUCCUCUCGAUUUUACAAGCACCCGACGUCGUCCCGUCGCCUUCGAUGCGUCACCGGGCCAAGGUUGCGUGCAUGCAGCCUUCGCAUUCCGACUCAGUCAACGUGUAG